CUAACAUUUGAUCUCAAAAUUUAACUUGUACUACUAUUGGAUACGUACAUACGAGAUAAUUAAAUACAAUAUACUUGCAGAAAAAACUGUUAGCGACGAGAUUGAUUUCAAUAAGCAUGAAAAUAGACGAACACGUUUAUAAGAACAAGGCUAUAUCAGUAACAGAAGCUGUGGCCUACAUAGAUGAAAUGACCACUUGUAAGAUUCUGUGUUCUGAUGAUGCGAGAUCUCUCCAGGUAAUAGAAAAGAUUACACGUUGCAUGAAAGCUGUAAUUAUGGAAAAUCAACAGCCACUUGUCGGUAACAACUUUUUUGAAAAUACGUCAAAGGCAAUGUUUACUCAAAAUACCUGCCCCUCCCCUACAUACUCUUUACCUGACCAAGAAAGCAACCUCCUCAGCCAGUCAACAGAAGUUAACGAACCUACUGUCAGUACACUAGAAAAAAAUGCUCCAGAAAUUGAGACUAUAAACAUUUGUAGCGAUGAUGAAGAGGUUACUAGCCCGCAGAAAGUAUUGGUGGAUGUAGAAAUACAUAGAGCGAUGUCUAAUUUGUCUAUAACAAACGAAAUUCUUCUAGGAACACCUGACGAUUGUUCUCAAAGCAUACUUAAUAACUUAAACUUCGAUGGAACACAUAAUUUCAAUGAUACUGAAUAUUUGGACGGUCAAAAUCAGGCUAAGAUAGAUAAGGUGUUACCAAAUCCGAAUUCGGCAGUAGAAAAUGUAAAGUGUCCAAAAUUUGUUAUUAAAACAAACAAAAUUUCUGAAACAAAUUCGAAACCAGCAAAAUUGGUGUGCCCAAAAGUACGUUUUCAAAAUCAAAAUGAAAUUCAAGAUGUAGUAGAUUUAACAGAAAACAACGUGAAAAAUAAGAAACAAAGAAAAAGGCGAAAUAAAGGUGACCAUAAGAAAAAAAACGAAAUCAGCAGGAAGAAUAUAAAGAUGAAUAAAGCAACUGCAGUCACUCGUAAAAAGAAGACAGGCAAAGAACACAAAGUGUCCUAUCAAUCUUCCUCAACAUCUGCAGGUGCCGUCGAUAAACUUGAAAACAAAAAAAUAUUUCAAGUAACAAAUGUAAAUUCAGAGAAUAAUAUUUUGUUACAUGAAAUGAACAAUCAAAUAAAGGCAUGCCAAAACUCGCAAAUAAAAAUGAUGAACACUGUUACUAACGAAAUUAACCUCAAAACUGUGCCAAAGAUUUACAGUCCAGCCGUUCAAAAUGACCUAUCUUGGGUGGAAAACAUUAGAUACGUAAGGGAAAUACAUGCAGACGAGUUUGAUUCUACUUUAUAUUGUGUCGACGACGCAUUUUGGAACAACUGUGCUUUUCCUAGUGAAUGGAAUGAACAAGACUUUGAUUAUCUUCUGUAAACACUUCAAGAAGAUAAGGUAAUACAGUACUUCUAUUUUCUAAAUAUUUCUCAGCAAUCAUCGCAAUUCCAAAUACAAACGAAUGCAAAUUUAAUUUCCAUUUCCAUCAAUCAUUAGAUUAAGUGUAUCAGAAUUUGAAUUCAGAACAGAGUAUUUUAUUGUUGUUUUGUAUUUUAUUGAAUAUGGAAACUAAAUUAACAUUCGUUUGUAUUCAGAAAUGCGAUAAUUGCCGAGGGACAUUAAGAAUGUAGAA
This is a messenger RNA of Pectinophora gossypiella (pink bollworm), 1626 nucleotides long. RefSeq lists its product as uncharacterized. The transcript has 2 exons. NCBI's taxonomy places the organism in Eukaryota, Metazoa, Arthropoda, Insecta, Lepidoptera, Gelechiidae. The coding region runs from base 117 to 1373 and encodes 418 amino acids. The record is from RefSeq and is a predicted model, not a curated record.